CGCGCGUACCAACCUACUCACACCGUUCAGUUGUUGCCUGUCUACUCCUCGAUUCGCUCACGGAAGAUAUAAUCCUACAACUUCCCUUGGGUUCCUCUGAGAGCAGACAACACAGACUGCCAAUAUGGCGCAAUCAGGAGUCUCCGUCGCACCCGAGUGCAUCCAGGCCUUCAACGAGCUGAAGCUGGGCAAGUCGACGAAAUGGAUCAUCUACAAAAUCUCCGACGACUGGAAGGAGAUUGUGGUGGAGGAGACGUCCAAGGACCCGGACUACAGCAAGUUCCGGGAGAAGCUGCUGAACGCCAAGAGCAAGAACAAGCGCGGCGAGGAGGGCAUGGGCGGCCGCUACGCCGUCUUCGACCUCGAGUACGACGCCGAGGGCGGCGAGGGCAAGAGGAGUAAAAUCACCUUCAUCUCGUGGGUGCCGGAUGACUCGCCUCAAUACCCGCGCAUGAUGUACUCUUCCUCGAAAGAUGCGCUGAAGCGCGCCCUCAACGGUAUCGCGGCUGAUAUCCAGGCCAAUGACCCCGACGACAUUGAGCACGACAGCCUCAUCCAGCGAGUGUCCAAGGGUCGCUAGGAGCUGCACUCCAAGCCGCAUAUCCCGGUGCAUGCGCCGAAAUUGGCCAAGGCUAGAGAGGGGGAUGGUGAUUGAGGGAGGGGAGGAGUGGUGGUUACGUGCAUAUGGACUGGGGUUGACGACUCGGGAGACGUGUUUGCGGGAGGACAAGGCGAGGCAUCGUGUGUUGUCG
Neohortaea acidophila is the source of this 752-nucleotide messenger RNA. RefSeq lists its product as uncharacterized. The coding region runs from base 125 to 580 and encodes 151 amino acids. The transcript is spliced from 5 exons. Gene Ontology annotation, cellular component: actin cytoskeleton; actin cortical patch; cytoplasm. The record is from RefSeq and is a predicted model, not a curated record. Gene Ontology annotation, molecular function: actin filament binding. NCBI's taxonomy places the organism in Eukaryota, Fungi, Ascomycota, Dothideomycetes, Mycosphaerellales, Teratosphaeriaceae. Gene Ontology annotation, biological process: actin filament severing; actin filament depolymerization; cell motility.